Messenger RNA from Symsagittifera roscoffensis, 6322 nucleotides. Its product is annotated as zinc finger protein 91-like. Lineage: Eukaryota; Metazoa; Xenacoelomorpha; Acoela; Convolutidae. The record is from RefSeq and is a predicted model, not a curated record. The coding region runs from base 3 to 6200 and encodes 2065 amino acids. The transcript has 7 exons.
CAAUGGAUAUCGUGGGCGCUUUGUAUUCCACAAUCCCUUCCAACAUGGAGGAGGAAACAGCGGAGGAGGGAGUUGAGACGCAGCCGAUGAUGUCAGCGCAAAACGAAGAGUACUUCUUCUUCUCUGACGGACACUCGGAGAUGUCUGACAGUGAAGUAGUCGUGCAACAGCCACAAGAGGUGAUAGUGGACGAGUCUAACUUGGAGAUAGGACAGGACACUAUGGUGGUGAUGCACGAUGACGUCAUGGACGAGGAGGAGGUGAUUCUGGGAGAGAGGACUGAUGAUGAUUUGACCAUUGACACAACACUGGGACGACAUCAUCAGACCAUGGACGAUGACUACAAACCGGUGUUAGACGAGAAGGAGCGUGAGAAAAUGUUCAGGCUAGCGGUGCGCGAAGACGAAGAUGGAACUUCUCCCAGGGGAGGCAAGUUCUACAGUUGCGAUCAAUGCGACGAGUCUUUUGGCAGGAAAGUGAUGUUGGAAAAGCACAUUGAAAAGUACCACAAGGAUGACCCCAGACCCUACACGUGUACAAUUUGUCUGAAGAAGUUCAAGAAAAGGAGCAAGUUACAGAAACACAGCUGGACUCACAUUGGUCAGUUGGUGGACCAGAGCAGUAAAAAAUCAAGCCGACGAACUCCGAAAAAGACGAAAUUGAUUGAGGCACCUCGAGAGGAUUCAGACGAAGAACCGUCCAUGACGACUGUGAAGCAAAAGGGAGGAAAAGCAGGAUUUGUAAAGAAAGGCAAGCAUUCCAAGUUCAAGUGCGAUAUGUGCAAGAAAGGAUUCUCAAAUCCCACAAAGUUGUUGUUGCAUAAAAGGACAUCACACAAGAAUAAUCAGUGUGAGAUAUGUAUGGAGAUAUACGCUAAUAAGAAAGAACUGGAGAAGCACAGAAAGGAAGUGCAUCCCGGAGAAAGGCCAUUCAAGUGUUCAGCCUGUCCCAAAAAGUUCAUGUUGGAGCACCAGCGAAUGAGACAUGAAAUGAUUCACAGUGACGAAGCACCGUUCAGAUGUGAGCAAUGUGAUCGAGGAUUCCUCACCAAAAUGAACAUGAACAAACAUCUGGAAUCUCAUCAGGAGUACCAGUGCAAAAUUUGCGGCAAAGUCACCUUUACAAGGAAAGACAAAAAGGCGCACGAGAAAGAACAUGCAAUCGAGGAAGAGUAUCCUUGCCGCGCAUGUGGCGAAAAGUUCAACAAGAUCUCAGAUCUGACUCAACAUUGCAAAUCAAAACACAAAGAGAUGAAAUUGCACAGUGCGAAGAAGUCUCAUUCGUCAAACACAGGGCCAGCCGAGUGCAGGUUAUGCGGGAAGUUAUUUCAAAGUGGAAGCCAAAUGAAAAAGCAUUUCUCUUUGGUACAUAAAGAGCCAAUCUUCUGUAAGUACUGUCCUAAAAGCUACUCAUCUAGAAAAAAAGUAGAAGACCACGAGCGAAUUCAUACCGGAGAGAAACCUUUUCAGUGCAAACAGUGCAAUGAGACAUUUGUCAGUGUCGAGCAAUUGAAGUCGCAUUCGAAGACAAUGCAUAGUGGAGGCAAGAAUAAAAUCCAAAGUCUGACAUGUUCUGUAUGUACUCAAAAGUUUGAGAAAUCUGAGUACCUUACGAGACAUCGGAGAACUCAUUAUGACGAGAAGCCUUAUCAAUGUGAGAUAUGUGGUCUAAGAUUCCAUCAACUAACACUUCUGAAGUCUCAUUUGGACAUGCAUACGAAUAACAAAAUGUAUGAUUGUCAAAUAUGUACGCGCAAGUUCACGAAAGCGCAAGUGAGGAACGACCAUACAGUUGUUCAUUCAGGGAUCCCGUUGCAAUGUUUCGUAUGUUCUCAAGAGUUUACAGACCAAAGUCAGCUGAUCAAACAUGAGAGAAGAAUUCACGCGGGUGAGAAGGCGUUCCAAUGUUUGAUCUGCCAUGAGAUCUUUGAUCAUAGAUGGAGUUUGUUCAGACAUGAGUUGAUUCAUAACGGGGAGUUCCCUCUUCUAUGUAAAGUGAGGGGGCUGCAAAUAGAAGACAACAUUGUGGAGUUAGACUACCAUACCGAGUGUUUCUUGGCCAGAAGACGGGAGCAGAUGCUGUCACUGCAUAAUGAGUAUGUGCCUGCUUACCAGAAUAUUUCUGAUUGCAACAUUCCACUACAAACGAAUUUGGAGCUCUUGAUUAACUCUAAUGUUGAAGAUGCCCCUAUUGACAUCGAAAACUUAAGCGAACAUGGAAAUGAGUUGGACACAAGUGAAGAUGAGUAUGUCGCUGAAUCAGCGUGGGCUGGAAUAAAUACAGCGGUAGCUUCUAAAAACCCACUCAAAUUUGAUUGCAGUGAAUGCGGUGCGAAAUUUGACAAUAUUCUAAUGUUGACAGAGCACAACUGUUAUGAGGAACCAAUGUCCAAUCAACCACAUGUCAUGAAAAAUGGCACUUCUCAGGAACCUAUUUGCCUUCAAAGUGACUCAGGUGUGCCGCAAAAUAGUCCAACUGUUGUUCCACAAGGUUUUCUCAAGGUUAAAAUGAGCGCAUCGAGCAAGCAGUACAAAUGUACUGUAUGCAACAGAGAAUUCGGACGAGAAAGUGCCCUAGAAAACCACAUAAACUUAGCGCACCCGACGCAGAAGAAACAAGAACAGUCAGAAGAGAAAGAGGAAAAAUCUAACUUCAAAAUCGCGAAAAACAAUGAAUCUAAAGCUACAAUACAAAUCAGUAAGCUAAAAUUUAAGAAAGGAAAACCUAAAAAAUCAGUUUUUAUAGCCAGUAAAUUUUUGCAAAUCGCCAGGCGAAAAAAUGCAAACAAAUCGUCAUCUAAAGAUUCCAAAAAUAGAACAAAAAUCGACAACCCUAGUGCUAUAAGACCAUCUGUGAAAUCCCCUGACGCCAAAACGAAACUCAAAGCAACUGUAAGAAGGACUAAGAGUAUUGGUAAAAUUGAUAAACACUCCGAACCAGAAACAAGGAGUCGAGGCGCUCCGUCCAAAUCAGCAGAAAAGAAAGAGCCGGAUUUCAACGCAGCGCUUCAGUUUGGUUUUAAAAGCAUAAAGGAAAUGUUCCGAAAAACUGCAGUAAGCUUAAGCAUGGAAAGAAUUGAGGUCCCCCAUAAAUUGUGGCCAAUUAUAGAGAAAAUUGAGACUGAGUUUAGAAAUAAACAAAAUGAAACGAAAACAGAAAAUGCUAACGAGAAGUUGCCGCAAAUUAAGUCCAAUGAAGAUGCAGGUUCAAAAAGAAACGUUCGAAAGAGAGUAAAACGAGAUGUUUCGGUUGAAAAUGUUUCAAUUGAUAAGAAGCGAAAAUUGGAGACACCUCAAAAUAGUGAAAAGGAACUGCAUAUAGCAUCCGAUGUAAUUAAGAAAACGCGUGAAUCAAAGGCAGAUGAAAAAUCUGAGAGAACUACCAAGCAAACGCUAGCUGUCCAAGCAGCGAAAAAAGUAAUGAGAGCGAGCUUGUCUAGAAAAAGUUCCAGCCGAAGUCCCUUGAAAGCACCUCUGAAACGCAAAACUGCAGUUCGUGAAACCAGUAAGCAAAGAUCCAAUUUUCCGAGUUAUAAAUCACUCCCAACACAAAUGUCCAAAAAAUCUACAGAAGUAAUUUGUGAGCCGACAGUAGUUCAACCGGUCGCUAGUGCUGCCGAAAAUCUAGACAUAGUAGUCCCCGUCAUUGAAGCAAGGAGCGGCAGAGCUAUCAAAAAGCCAACAAAAUUUAUGGACCAAGACUUCGUCAUGCCGGUCAAGCUGAACGCAGUGUCGCCUAAGUUUCCAAAAAACAAAGCUGCUGCUGAAAGUGCAGGCAGCAGAAAAAGGAAAAUUGAUCAAGUUAGCUCGAAGUCUCAGCGCAAAGUCGACACCAAGAAAAGUAAUGCCACAAAAUAUAUAGUCCCAAGCGAUGAAGUUUCUGUGGACAAAGAAAAUAAAGCACCUGCUCUGAAUGAAUCACCAAGUCUAGCAGUUGGAGUUGAUGGCAAGGAGUAUACGUGCGGAAUUUGCAGCAGAGGAUUUUCACGCCUGGCAGCUUUGGAGAAGCAUAAAAACUCGAAUCACCAGAAGCAGCAAAGGUUCCCUGCUGUUAAAUUUACUACGAAAGACGCCCAAAAACAAGUGAAAGGAGCUAAAAGGUUGAACUAUAAAUGUUCGAUAUGCAAGAAAUUGUUCUCAAAACAAGCUAAUUUUAAUGAGCACAUGAAAACGCAUGCUUCGGUUAAGUGCAGUGACUGCGGGAAAUUAUUCAAGGACCGAAAAUUGCUAAACGCUCACAGAGUCAAAGUUCACAAAGAAGAUCCAUUUUCGUGCAAAGGAUGUACUGACACCUUUUUGACCAAAUCUUUACUUCAAACUCACAUAAAGCUUGUUCACAAUGAUAAUGACAUUGAUCUGCCUGUUACAGAGAAGAAGUUAGUAUCUUUUGACUGUGAAAUUUGCGGGAAAAAAUUUUACAGAAAAUCAAGAUUUGAUUCCCAUUGGGAAACGCAUGAGAAAAGUCGCCUCAAAUGCGAUGUUUGUGACGCGCAAUAUAAAAGUUUUGAUGAGCUAAUGUUGCACUCUUGUGAUGACAACAUGCAUCCUUGCCCUGAGUGUACAUUACGUUUCAAGCAGAGAGCUUUACUAAAUCAACAUAUAGGCAGGGUGCAUAAAGACAAACCUUUCGUGUGCAGAUUCUGUAAAAAGAAGUUCGCUACACAGCCUGCAUUGAAAGGUCAUGAAAACUCACACAGUGAGGCAAAUGAAAUGAUGGGACUUCAAAUAUCCCCUGAAAGUGACAAGCAGAAGUGGAAACUUUAUUGUGAAAUGUGCAACCAAAGGUUUUCAUCUUUGAACUCUAAAAAGCAACACAUGACUAAAGUGCAUGGACCAGAGUGGAGACAUUUGUGUGUGGCGUGCUGCAAGAUAUUCCCAGACAGAGGCAUGUUGCUCAGACACCAGAUCAUACAUAAGACUGUAGGGGCUGAAGGGGAAAGUUAUCGGUUGGUUCCUAAAGAGAGACAUCCACACGAAGAAACUGUGAUUCUUAAUGAAGAAAGCUCAGUAUUAACACCUAUGACUCCUUACGUCAUUGAAACGUAUCAGUCAAGUGAACCGACUUCUAUGAUUAUAGAAGACGAGGUGCUUGAUUCGAAUCAAACUGGUGCGAUCAAAAAAGAAGAUCUCAUAUCAUCCGAAAAGUUGGUGUUUGAGGAUGAUAAUUCAUCAAAGGUUUCCGACGUCUUAAGCAUACGAUGCAAUUUCUGCAAAGAUAAGUUUUCCGAUGUUCUAGCUUUGAACGAACACAUACAAUCUAGUCACUAUGAUGAGUUGAACCCGCAGUAUAAAUGUGAAAUAUGCCUGGAGUCAUUCCGGGCUUUCACUGCGUAUGUUCAACACAUGAGAACCCACCCUGAGUCCAUGCUGUUCACUUGCAAGUUCUGUGACAAAAGGUUUUUUACUGAGAAGCGUCUCAAUGCUCACAUGACCAUGCUCCACAAAGAUGAAAUUCAGGAGUAUCAGUGCAAGUUCUGCGAUGAACUAUUUCAUGACUACAAAGAGUUCAGCAAACAUAGAAAAACUCACCCUGAAGACGACCCAUACCUCUGUAUCCAUUGUAACGCCUCUUUCAGCAGUAAACACGCUUUGAAGUCCCAUCUUCCUCUCCAUGGAAUCCGAGUGAACGAAACUCAAUAUAGGAUCUCUUGUGACUACUGCUUCAAAGUAUUUGCAAAUAGUAAGAAAGUUGUCGAACAUCUUAAGAAUAACUGUUCUCAGUUCAAGGCAUCCCGUGACUUGCAAGCAUCUAAACAAUCCAUAGAAACAUCUCGAAAAACGAUUCAAACAGUGCCAAAGUUCUCGCGCUGUGAUAUUUGCCACAAGAAGUUCGGAUCUCGGUCUGCCAUGAAGUUCCACCAACAACUACAUUUCAAGGACAAGAGAUUUGCUUGUGAGUUCUGUGGACUAGGUUUCGGAGACAACAGCGACUUGGCGAGACACAGAUUAGAGCACAACUAUGACGCAGAGUUCAAGUGCUUCGUCUGCAGUCGGAUGUUCCUGGAUACCGAGGAGCUGUUGCGGCAUGAGACACUUCACAGGCAGACGAACUCGCUCUUCUGUUCUUUGAAACUCAUCGGACAUACAACAAUUAAAGACCGGUCAGGCACACAUUCAGCUUCUGCUUCUUCAAUACAACUUGUGGAUAUCAACCCAAUAGUAGAGGAUCUCGUGGCCAGAAAGUGGCGAGAAUUACCUUGAAUUAAAUAAGUUUCUCAAAAAAUUGUUUAUUGAGCUAACGUUGUCAAAUCAGCAAUUUUAAUUUUGACCACAAACGCUAUCUAACCUAAAUGGGUGAGAAGGGAAAAAAUUACUGGUUAAAU